AAGCAUUCGCGCAUUCACUAUAAACAGUUCCGAAAAGUAUCUCAAAAUAAGCACAAGCACACGAAUUUUAUAAUCAAAUAGAGUGUUUCAUAUAAUAAUUGAAUAAAAAUGCUUAACUUAUUUAAAAAUUUUUUAAUCAUUGUAUUAACAAUUAUAAAUAUAACAAAUGCCGCUCAAUAUUUAAGUGAUAAACCUGACUUCUUGAAACCCUGCAAUUAUGAGGAUAAAAGUUUUAGCAAGUGUUUUGCAAAUAAUUUUCAAGUAUUAUUCAAAGACUGGAAAGAUGGCGUUCCUGGUCUGAAAACAGUUGGAAAACUAGAUCCCAUCAUAGUGAAACGUAUAAAGAUUGUACAAGAUCCAAGCAGUGGAAUUGCACUAAAUGCUAUUUUAGAUAACGUGGAAAUAAGAGGAGCCAGCGAUGCUAUAGUGGAGGAAGCUGUUAUGGAUAUGCAAAAAUUGACUGUUGAUGUAAAGUUCACAAUACCAAAGAUCCGUUUUAACUCGAACUAUAAAGGCAAAGGUAACAUUUUGUCGCUUAAUUUUAAUGGCAAUGGUAAAGCGUUUUUCGAAGCUGAAAACUUGUCUAUGGGCAUACAUAUUACAAUGAAAUUACAUGAUAUUGAUGAUUUCACUUUUACCGAUAUAGAAACACUUACUGUAAAUAAUGACAAGGUUGGUGAUUUCAAAAUACAUCUUGAUAAUUUAUUCAAUGGACAAAAGGAUUUAGAGGAAACAGCGAAUUUACUUUUCAAUGAAAACUUUAGAGAAAUCUAUCGCAUUAUGCGUCCUGUUAUAUUACAAACUGUGGAAGCAAUUCUUAAGGACCGUCUUAAAAAGGUCUUUAACUAUGUACCAUCAAACUUUUUCAUAGCAAAUUUCCCUAAAGCUAAAGAUGUUAAGCAAUAGAGAACUAACUAUUCGAAAACAAGUUAUUUUCUCAGUAUAAACUGUUUUUAUUACGAUGUUAUAUAUACAUAUAUAAUUAUCUCUGGUCAUUGUAUUUGCUACUAUAACUAUCCUAGUUUUAUA
Messenger RNA from Teleopsis dalmanni, 1029 nucleotides. RefSeq lists its product as uncharacterized. NCBI's taxonomy places the organism in Eukaryota, Metazoa, Arthropoda, Insecta, Diptera, Diopsidae. The record is from RefSeq and is a predicted model, not a curated record. Bases 109 to 906 code for a protein of 265 amino acids. The transcript is spliced from 5 exons.